Messenger RNA from Homarus americanus (American lobster), 6953 nucleotides. RefSeq names its product protein enabled-like (gene ena). Gene Ontology annotation, biological process: intracellular transport. Gene Ontology annotation, molecular function: SH3 domain binding. The transcript is spliced from 8 exons. Lineage: Eukaryota; Metazoa; Arthropoda; Malacostraca; Decapoda; Nephropidae. The record is from RefSeq and is a predicted model, not a curated record. Bases 80 to 1741 code for a protein of 553 amino acids.
CACGCACACACGCACAGUAGUCCCCACAUGGCAGCUGACGGCGGCGGUGGGAGGCAGUGGUUGCUCAGCUCACCGGCAGAUGUGGUUCACCAACAACUGCUCCUGCUCCGGCUUGUUGGCCAUGCUGGUGAUCAGCGAGCAGAGUGUGUGCAGUGCGCGGGCCUCCGUCAUGAUAUAUGAUGACGUCAAUAAAAAGUGGCUACCGUCAGGCACGUCAACAGGGCUCUCUAAGGUGCACAUCUACCAACACACGGUCAACAACACCUUCAGGGUGGUGGGCAGGAAACUCCAAGACCACGAGGUCGUAAUAAACUGUGCCAUCCUGAAGGGCCUCAAAUAUAACCAAGCAACAGUCACUUUUCACCAGUGGAGGGACAAUCGCCAAGUGUAUGGUCUAAAUUUCUCCAGCAAAGAUGAUGCUGACGCUUUUGCACACGCUAUGCUCAAAGCCCUGGAGGUGCUCAACAAUGGGGGAAGUGUACGGCAGGUGCCCCCACCUCCCCCACCUGCAGCCCCUACACAGCAGCAACCACAGCAGCAACAGCAGCAACAGCAGCCGCCACCAAUGAUGACCCAGCCACAGCAGCCUUCCCAGCCGCAGCACCACAACCAGCUCUACACCGAGGAGGACAUGGGGUACAGGUAUGCUGAUCCCCAUGCCUACAACAACCACUACGAGAAAACCUACGACAGGACCUACGACAACUAUCACCAUUACCAUGACACGCGGACAAUGACUCGGGAGGACAUAGCUGUGAUGCAGGAGCGACGUAUGACUGGUCAACCGAACAUGGGGGCUCCCCCACCACCGCCAGUACCUGCUGGCCAUCACCGUACUAAUUCAGCUCCCAAUCCCCCACCUGCAGCACCCCCAGCCCCUCCUGCACCUCCUUCCAGUGGCCCUCCCCCUCUUCCUGCAGGGGGUCCCCCUCCCUUGCCUUAUGGUGGACCUCCCCCUCUUCCUAGUGGACCCCCUGCACCUCCUGCACCUCCCAUUGGGGGCCCACCUGCCCCUCCAGCACCCCCAGUGAGUGGACCACCUCCCCCUCCAUUAGGUGGCCCUCCUCCUCCUCCAGCACCCCCUGCACCCCCCUUAUGUGGUGCUCCCCCACCUCCACCUCCUCCACCAGGUGGGUUUGCCAGAUCACAGCCCUCGUCAGAUGAACCUUCUGGCAACAGUGGGCUUGCUUCUGCAAUAGCAGGUGCCAAAUUACGCAAAACCCGUGCUCCCGAUAGUGAGAGUACAGGGUCAAGCAGCUCGGGAGGCAGUAUUGGUCGGGGAUCUGGUGAACGGCCAACUUUGGGAGGCAUGAUGAGCAUGAUGGAUGAAAUGGCUGCCACACUAGCACGACGUAGGGCCAACAAAAAAUUGGACCCACCUUCUUCACCAACACAGUCACAGGACCCACCUAGAUCAUCACAAAAAAGUCCUGGUAACACUUCUUCUUCCUCUAAUGGCAAGACUGGACCAGAAUCGCCCAAGCCACAACGUAAGAGAUUUGGCUCCACGUCAGAAGAUGGUGCCCCGAGAGUUAAUGGUAUUGGCGAGUCUUCUGGAGGAGGAGGAGCAUCUUUGGGAGACUUAGAGAGACUUAAAGAAGAAAUUAUGGAUGAAAUGAGGAAGGAGCUUGAUAAAGUUAAGCAGGAGAUCAUUGAUGCGGUGGGAGACAAGAUGGGUGGAGCUACUGCUGGGAGGAUGGGCCAGGUUGUGGCUCAUCCUCAGAAACUGCUGGCCUCUUGAAGCAGGCAUCUAAGCUGUCAAGAUGGAGCUUAACCGGAGAUAAGUGUGCUACACCUGUCAAAGAAAAGCAAAUUUAUAGGUCUUUGAGGGAAAUUGUGGCAUUCAAUAAAAAAAUCAAAUUGCAGGGCCUGCUUCAUGAUUUAGGGACCACUUAUAUUUCUUCUUGGCAGAGGAACUUAAUGAAUGGAAUUUUGGUACAACAAGAAACCUGGAGAAAUUGGUACCAUUUGACAAUGCUCAUACUAUAUGUAGGUGCAAACUUGUAAACAUUCAUAUCUACUAUUUCAUCAUUGUUCUUAUCAUCUUCAUUGUAAUUAUUAUUCAGACCAGAUGAUUUUUUAAUGUUACAUUUUUACUCUAUUAUUGGUGCAGAAUUGUAAAAUAAUCACACUUAAAAAUAAAAUACAAACAAAACUCCACAAAGUUCUAUGUGAUUUGAGGAACUUGUUGAAGCUACUGUGUGGAGAUGUUGCAGUGGUCAGUAAAGUACUGUAUAUGGAUUCUGGCUGUUGAUAAUAUAUAUAUCUGGUAUGAUGAUGUAGAACCCCGCACUGUGGUGGUUCAGUCAUCCACUAUGGCACAGGGGCAUUUUAGUCACAUGCCACACACGAAGCAAGGUGGCUCUGAUGCUUGCUGCCUUAAGAUGAAUAAUUAGUUAAUCAGGAACUAUUGACUGCAGAUCACUGUUUACCAAUAUUAUUUCAGUUAUCUGCUAAGGCCUUUUAAUUUUUUAGUUCGGGUUUAUAAAACAAAAAUCUUAACGACAAAAUGUGAAGUUUAUAAAAGUGAUGAAUGUACAGCUCAAGUGACUUGAUGUAGUGAAAGAUGUAGUGAUGACUAAGCCAUGCAAACAUACAGUACUCAAUUGUGUUACAUGUGCUGUCAGGCAGAUAAGCACUAUGAUGCCAACAACCCUCUGGGCAAUGGUGCACCUCCUGCUGCCCUCUCCAAUACCUGCAUGGAGUUGGUGCAUCAGCUGCAUUUUUGUAGGGAAAAUAAUUUAUUCAUAGUAUUGGCUUCUCAACUACUUUUGUACAGCCACACUCUUAACUCACGUGCUUUAAUAUGGAAUGUAUAUGACAGCCACACUGCCUAUCCCAAGGUCUCAAGUUUUGUACAAGCCCUGCCCCCCUUCGCACUCCUAACUCCCCUGUAUAUAUAUACCCCUCCCUGCCAGGGUCGGUAGGGCCCAUAGGAUCCACUACCAGGAACCUAAUGAGCCUUUGCAUUUAGUACAGUGUCGGGUUUCAUACUCUUGCUGGUGUUUUUUAUGCAUUAUCAUGGAAUUAUUACUAUGCCACAUUAGCAUAUAUUAUGAUUAUGAUGGUGAAAUUAUACAAUUUUUUUUGUAAAUAAGAUGUAGAUACAGUGGUGAAUGUUAGUUCUAGUGCUUCUGUGGUCUUUGCUCACCUAUGCUGCUGAACAGACUCUGGACUUGAGUUUUGAAUCGUGCUCUUAUAUAAUAAUUUUUAUAUACCAUUAUUAGGAGCAUUGUAAUAGAUGAUUGAUAAUUAACUUAUGAUAACAACAUGGUGAAUUCCCCCAUUAAGUCUUCACAGCUUGAACUUGUGAAAUAGAAGGGGGGGAUUUUAUGUAGCCAUGAACCUCCCGGGAGCACGCUUCACAAACGCAGUCCUGAAUAGUGCAGAUGUCUGUAUGUCUUGCCAGGCUGUCUCCAACCACGGAAUACCAGGGUUUGUUUGGUAUCUAGUCAAGACUCCGGAGAAGACUCGUGACACCCAUGUGUGUGUGUGUAUUUUUUUUUCCCUAAGGGUGACUCAAAAAAAAAAGUGACUAGCCAUGCUGUCGUGCUACAUUCUUAAUGAACCUGUGCUGCUUGGUGAGUAUAUGUGGCAUUAUUAGUGUCUUUCAGUCGUGUACCUUAUUUCAGGAAUUCUUAUUCUCUUGGUGUUGUUAAAUAGAAAGCAUGAACUUCUGAAGUAUUGUACAAAAGUUAACACUGACUUUGUGCUGAUGAUGCUACAUAUUUUAUUAUAUCGCUAUGUAUUAUCACUUGCAGUGCUUACAUUUUAUUUAACGAUAAUGUUGAAACAUGAUAAUAAGAAUAUCUUUAAUUUUAUGUAGAACUCUGAAAGGAAUACUGUAUUGUUUAAUAUCUUAUUAUUUAACAGUAGCUGGAAUCACAUUAUGCUCUUUGUUGUUUGAUCAGUCUUUGUCAGAGUGAAGUGAGAAAAUAUGCCAUAUUGUAUUGUACAUUAAAUAGAGCUUCUACCUUCUGAUUAUUUAAGACUUAGAUAAGGAAGCAAAGACAGGUUGCCAUAAUUUUAAUGGAGAGAACUACUAAUAGCCACAUAGUGGAUUAACAUAAAUAUUGCAUAAGAGGAAGACAGCCUGGCCGGGGGUUCUGACUGAAGAUGACCAUUCUAGGAGAGCCACAGUAGUGACCUCUACUAGAAGGAAGAUUCUUAGCCUGAGUCUGCAGAUGUGCAAGUCAGGAUUUGUUAUAAAACUAAGGAACAUAUGUGCUUUGAAAAAGAAAACAGUAUGGUUGUUUGAACUUUUUAGUUAAGAAUUGUUCACUAUGUGGAAGUCUUGCAUAUAUCAUCCAAAGGUCCCUUUUCAUCAUGAAAUGUACUGUAUUCAGGUUAAGGAGAAUUUGAAGACUCCAUCACACUGUUGGUUGAAUACAGUCACAAGGUUGCAGCAGUUAGUUGCCUGUGUGAGAGAAGUUUGGAUUGUACUCACCACCACUAGUCACCAGCCUUCAGGUGGAUUGAAAACUGAAAAAGGAAUUACUGUAUACUGAAAUUUAUUUCUUUGAAGUAUUUUUCUAUUUAAGGGUCCAUUCAAAUACUGAUUGUUUUUUGUUUUGUUUUUAUUCAGAUGAUGGUAUGUAGCAACUGCAGGUUUGAAUUGGCAUUAUUAUUAUCAGGAUUCUGACAUCUUCUCAGUAUAAAUUUAAACUAACCAAGAACUUAUAAAAGUUCAAUAAAACAUACAGAAAUGUGUUUAGAAUCAUUGCAGCUUUCAUCACUUUAAAAUAGAGUGCUGUUAAAUAGUUACUCAGGUGUGUCACGUUCCUACAUAUUUUUAUGUUACAAAAAACAUAUUAAGAGGUGAAAUUGGGAUAAUGAGAAGCCUUUAUUAGUUGUAAGCACAUGCCAGAAAGCUUUGCCUUGAGGAAAGGUAUAUACAGUGCAUGUACUGUAAUUUAUCUUAUUUUCCAUUCUGCUUCAUCAUGCUGUUAUUACAGUACAGCAGCAUCAAUAGACCUAUGUUUUGUUGACACAUCAUAUUAAUUAACUAAAAUGGUUUUUGCUUUAAUAGUUUAAAGGAAUAAUUAAAUAUAACUGAACUUUUUGGAGAUUCAUAUACUGCUCCCAGCUGAUGCACUUUAUGAUGAAACUGAGCUUCUUUAUCAGCUCAUUUACAUUGCAAGAUAGUACAGUAUAAUACUGUAAACCAUUUGUAGUACAGUGCAGUACAGUACUGUGUAACUACCAAUCUUUUGCUACAUACAUCAUGUUGUCUCACUCUACGGUACAUGAAGAUUACUCUUCAUACAUUUUCACUACUGAUUAGUUCACCUCCUCAGUUGUUGCCUACCCACAGUACUGCUCAAAAAUGGUGUUGGUGUAGCAAAGUAGCUUAGAGUAUAGAAAAAGAUUACUCUGCCUUACUUUAAAAAAUAAUAAUCCCCGGGCUGUGGUUUGGCUGUUAAACUAGUGAAAUAAUUGGCACUUAGCAUUAUGAAUACAAAAGAAGGUUGCCUCAGAAGGCAGGUCAAGUAAGAAUGAAAAAGAUGGGGAAGAAUUAAAAGAAACUAAGCGACGAUUGAAGGAUAUAUUAGUGUUUGAGAUUGAGACAGUGGUAUGUAGUCAAGGUUAUAUAAAAAAAUUCAAGGACAAAAAUAACACUUCUCCCAUUACAGUGCUUCCAUAGUUGACUAAAACCAGUCAACUCAAAAUGGAAGAUCGAGGUAGCCUGUACAAAAUAUUAUAAUACUGUAGUUGCUAUUCAGUCUUGCAUUGAACACUAAUGAGAAAAUAUCUACAAAGCAUUCACACAUUCAAGCCCCAGAUAUGCUUAUGAGUGGCAAGUUGUCAAUUAAAGCUUUAAAUAACGAGAAUAUAACUGAUGUAGUACUUACACCAUGAGGAAAAUUAUAUUAAAGAAAGGUAUUAUCAUUGUCUUAAUAUGUUUUUAUCAUUUUUAUGUGGUUCUACACACACACACACACACACACACACACACACUGUUGUUAUUACAGUUCGAUAUCUUAGUGUUAACUGCUGCCCAUACUACCAUCAUCUCUGUGACUACUACAUAUUAUCACUAUCACAUUCCAAUUCAUCCAUAGUUUAUUGUUUAUAUACCCUUUGGAAAUAACACAAAAUAGUAACCUUUUUAAGCAAACAGAACAACCUUGAUGUACACAAUCAACUGAGGACAUGUUUACCCACAGACAUUAAAUAAAAGUGUAUUAGAAAAUUCAGAUACUGUAUGUUGAAUGCUUGAAUUUUAAUUGCAAUUAAGUGUUGUAUACAGUGCAGGCAAUAAGUGAACUGCUUCACUUGUGUGAUAUUCUAACCAAUAUCCAGAAUUAGUCAGCUGAUAUUUUGAAUGUUGUUGUUGGAUCUGUGAUGUUCACCUUAAACAUGUAGUGGAGGAGUUUACAUGGUCAUCCUGCUCUAAAUGCAAGAAGGGUUUAUCAGAUUUAUUCUGAUAUUAUGAUUGUGGGAAACUUCAUGUGACAUCCUGGUGUGCACCUGUUACUUUUGUUUGUGACUAGUGACUAGACUGACUGAUAACACACACACACGCACACACACACACACACACCUUGUGAUUGUAAACUGCCAUAUGUACUAGUGUUAUGAAGCCUUUAAGGGGUAGUAGAAGAAAAUAGUAAACCAAAGUUGUUGUAACCCUCACUUGUUAAGAGCACAGGGUUUUACUUCUUUGAAGCAUAAUAUUCUGGCUCUUGAUGUGUGAGGACUAGUGUUAUUAUUACACAUGUAAUGGUCAUGGGAGAUAAAUCAUAUAAUGUAACUAAGGGUCACCCAUCUUCCUCUACCUUCAAGUUGUAACCAUUGCUUAUGAAUGGCAGUUGUACUGUAGGCCCAAUGUGGAACUGCCUUGUUAGAUGGUAUUUUAUCCUGCUGAUCCAUUUUUCUACUCUUUUAUCAACAUUAUGUUGCUUUUUCCUAGGAUAAAUUGUAUAUUAAAUGCAGAUUUGCCCAAUAUUUUA